AUGAGCUUACGGGUACUGCAACGUGCAGAUAUUACUGCUAAAUGCAGCACGGCGCCACCAACUGACAAACAAAAACAAGCAAACAAUUUCGCUGACACCAACUGCCGCGGCGCGCGAAGACCACUUGUCCUGACGUCGAAUGAUCAUGUGGGACUUUCCCUGCUGCAGUGCAGUAGUUCUUCUUCACGGAGUGCCCUUAUGCACAUUCUGAGUCACUGCCUUCCAUCUUAUCAACACCCCGAUGUCGCAGCUCAUCACUGUUGGCGACAUAUCAAGAUAACUGCUUCUAUUCACGAUGCUGCUGCAGUGGCAGGAAGAAGGGAUAGCUGGUAUGACCCCUUCAAGACAUGGUCCGAGACAUAUACCUUUGAUCUGUUGAUAAACUUAACCGAGGCGCAGUACAAACUUGUUCUCGGAGGCGAGCAACUUCUAUGGAGUGAGCAUGUCGACCAAUCGUGUCGCCACGCGCUGCAUCAGCAGAAAAUUUUCUGGAGCGGCAAGCAGCACUCGACGUCACCAAGAUACUUCCUCAAUUGCAUGUACAGGAUGACACAGCGCAACGUCAAUGCCAUCCCACUCCAGCCCCAGGAUGUGUACAGCUCUUGUUCACUGAAAACCCGACUUAUGUCGAGACUUUAUGUCUCUGCUCUGCGAAAAGUCACGCAGCGAAAUGGACUUUGA
Suillus plorans is the source of this 681-nucleotide messenger RNA. RefSeq lists its product as uncharacterized. Lineage: Eukaryota; Fungi; Basidiomycota; Agaricomycetes; Boletales; Suillaceae. Bases 1 to 681 code for a protein of 226 amino acids. The transcript has 9 exons. The record is from RefSeq and is a predicted model, not a curated record.